GAGCCAUGAGCCAUGAGCCAUGAGCCAAGAGGUUCUUUGUGUGCGUCUUUCUCGAGCUAAGAGAGGUAUAAACAGUUAAAGAUUGAGUUUUUUUGAGUGACAAUAAGGGUCAGUACCCAGUAGAAUGAUGUUUAACUUUCUUCUCAAGCGUUUCGUUGGAAGUUCAUUGACUUGUUCAUACCAUUCAUUCCUUCCCAACUUAAUGCAGUCCCAGCUGCCGAGGAUGAAGCUGAAACAGUUGUAUUUCCUAAUCCUAGGAGAAGACCUUUUCAUUUGUUGUCGCCUAAUUGGUGUGUUUGCUGUAAGAACGAGGAAAGGCCGGAGACUGUCUUAUGGGAUUAAUUUGGCGUUGGCUGCAAAGGGUAUACAUGUGAAAGACAAAGUUUUUUACAACUUAAACUCUUCUGAGCUACAACAACAUGGUGCAAAUGCAAUCAUUACAGAGUCCUUGUCAGGACUUCCCCUUCAUAUUAGAGGAAAUGUCCUUGAAGAGACUUCAACAAUAUCAAGGACACAAUUUAACAAACUCUUAAAGCAGGUCACAAGUCACAUAUCAUCCAUCCCAAAUGUUUUUGUUCAUGAUGGGACCAUUGGUUCAUCACCAAAAUGUGAUGCAAAAGUUCGUGUAAUAAGCGAGAAUCCUACUGCUGCGUUAUCACUUUCUAAUGUUCUUUGGAAGACUUCGUCUCGUGCAGUUUCUCACGACUCUUGUCCUUUAACAGUUUUUGUGGCUACUUCUAUAGGUCCAGGUGUUGCAGAAAGUAUUGGCCUUGGACCUCAAGGAAGUAACGGAUUUAUAGUUGGUGAUGUCGAGCAUUCAUUACUUGUGUUAUGUGGUAAAGCUUUCUCAGAUAAGGAUGGAACUAAAGAAGCACUGGCUGCCUUGUCUGGACCUAUCAUAAGCGCACGGGGAGGCCUCCCUUUAUCUGCAAGGCUUCUAGGCCUUGGCAACUCUGUGGUCCUUUUGUUUGCACCUGAAAAUAUUGGUAAGAGCUGUGCAGAUAAGUUAGUGUCUGCAGAUGUUGGUGUGGUUCUUUCUUCUCAAGGUGUUGCAACAUUAUUUCGAGAUGGAAGUUCUGGUGGUUCAAAUCUAUUUGAAGCUCCAGUUGCUAACAUUCUUGCAUCUUCUGAUAGUACUGGUAGUAUCCCUUACAUAUCGAAGCUUUCUCCUGGCCAGGCGGCUUACCACUUCCUGGCUGGUUAUCAGAAUGGGAAGUUCUUGCCUGCAUAUUGCAAAGGCCCUUCAUCAGUUGACCCACCAGACCUAGCAAUUGCUCUUCUUUCCAAGUUAAAAGACAACCAAAUCCCUUCAUAUUUAGUUAAUGUUGGCGUUGGAGAAGAGAGUUUAACUGGGAAAGAUUUCUUUAAGUUGGUGGAAUCAUGUCUGUCCAAGAACAUCCCACCACUACAAACAAAAGCCAGUGAUCUUCAACAAAAGUACAAGAGCUUUCUAUCAGGAAAAUUUCAAGAACUACCAGAGGAACUAUCAUUCUGAGCACAAUCCAGCCUCUUCUAUAUGAAGUGAAAGCUCCAAGCAAUGGGGCUGAAAUUUUGUUCUUGUACAUAACAUCAUAUGGCACAGAACGCCCAUAAGAAAAAAGAAAAAAAAAAUUCAUAUUUUCAGUUCAAUGAAAGGACCUUCCAAUUUUGUUAGCUUCAGAUUAAAAAAUAUAGUCUUAAUUGAUGACUGAAGUGAGCAUGGAUUUCAUAUGAAGUUUUAAUGUAGUUGUGUUUUAUCCAUGUAAUCUGAGAAUGGGACUUGUGCUUAAGCAGAUCCUUUUGGACUUUGUGACAUGAUAAGGAUGUACCGUUGCCUUUCAUGCUUAAUUAUUAAUUAUUACAGUGACAUUCCAACUCCUCA
Molecule: messenger RNA, 1861 nt
Organism: Humulus lupulus (European hop)
Lineage: Eukaryota; Viridiplantae; Streptophyta; Magnoliopsida; Rosales; Cannabaceae
Exons: 12
Coding region: 125-1495 (456 amino acids)
Biological process (GO): gluconeogenesis
Cellular component (GO): cytosol
Molecular function (GO): ATP binding; phosphoenolpyruvate carboxykinase (ATP) activity
Source: RefSeq, a predicted model, not a curated record